Molecule: messenger RNA, 1449 nt
Organism: Paracoccidioides brasiliensis Pb18
Exons: 1
Coding region: 1-1449 (482 amino acids)
Source: RefSeq, a predicted model, not a curated record
AUGGCAUCCUCAAGCCAACCAAGGGUAUCUAGACUGCUCGGAGAAUCAUGGGCUAGUUGGUCUCCAGAAGACGCGGACCAGUCGACAUGUAUCGAUAGCGACGAUGAAUUUUAUUCUGGGCUAGAUCUACCUUCGUCAAACCCAUCAACGGUGCCUGAUAAUUCUCUAUCCAUUGACAGCAGCCCGAUGCCUCAGUUUGGAUUCCUCCAGGACGCAUCCAUGAUAUCACUCUCGGGUCCGGAGCUCGUUAUGCCAUCUAUACACCAAGACUAUUCUCCUGAUGGCUCCUGGGUGGUUUCCCACCCUUCCCCUUUGACAUCCAAUCCCCCAGCUUCUCGGUAUACAGGGGCUGCGAGUUCUAUCAAUCCGCUUCCCAUAGACACUCCUCGGGGUCAUGGGAAACAGGAGAAGCAGCGCAAUCACACUUUCUCAAGAUCGUCGCACGUCACAGACGACUUAGGACGGCCCAAGCUUUCUACCAAAUACCUGCUAAUAGGCAUCUUGCUACCCUUUGCAGUAUAUUUAGCUAGGGUAACAUUCUUAUCAUGGGCAACAGAGGGUACAAAGUCCGCAACAUCUUCAGAGUCAGCGCCAUUUACUCUCGAAGGAACUCCACGCCAACUGGAACUCUUAAUGGACGCCCGUGCUCGACUUUGGCAAAUACUUAGCAACUCGAGCAUAUCUGCUUCCCAAAUUCCCGGCCUUCUCAAGGGAUGUGAGUUAGCAGUUGUUGAGCUCUGCAGCUUAUGGACGGACGACAUGGGAUCGAAGCAUGAGGUAGAAUUCGAAUGCGAUAAUGCCUUGAUUGCCGUUCUCCAAGCCAAAGAAACAAGCCGCUCUCUAUAUUGGCACUCGGGGUCUGCCUUGGAUGAAAUCGAUCGAGAGCUUUCAAGGAUAAAGAGGUCAUUGAUUACCACUACCGUCGAUGAAUCCAAUAGUCUUGUCGACCUCAUCAUGGAGGCAUUGAAUAUGCGUUUAAAUCGACCAGCUGUGAAAUCUGGCAUUUCAGACGCUCAGUAUAGGCAAGCCGAAGCGGCAUUUGAGCUUGCGGUCAGCAAACUGCUUACCCAGGCGAAUUACAUUCUCGAAACCCUUAACUCGUUUCAAUCUCGCCUGCAGUCUAUAGCUGAAAUCAUUUCGAAAUUCAACGGGGACCAGGACACUUCUGGUUGUUGGUCCCACCAUCCCGGCGGCGAAGGGGGUGAUUUGUUUGCCACUCUUAUUCAAAAUAUCAAAUGCACCCUUGAGGAAUCACUCUUUCUCUCAUUCGGCCCUAAAUUGGGUGGUAGACCGUCAGUAAAUAUCGGCGGCAGUUUAAAAACUACUAUUCAGUCGCAGUUAAGCCGGGCGGAUCAACAGCAGCAACUAGUUGUGAUAGUUGUGAAUUCUUUGGUUUCUCAGUUAAAGCAGCUGCAAAAGGACUGGGAUAUGGGCUACGAAUCUCCUUAG